GAACGCUCUUUCUUACAUAGUCUCAUAACGUUUGUUUAACUACUCGUUGCUCGACUGUGCUGUUCAAGUCCCUCAGUUUAUCUCGGAUUUUUUGAAGACAUGGAUUGUUCUGAAGAGGUUCAGUCACUCUCGGAUGAGGCGAGCACUCCGACAGAGUUGAAGAAAGGGAUGUCCAUAUUUCUUGACAUACUGAGGAGAGCGGAUAAAAAUGAUGAUGGGAAGCUGUCGUUUGAUGAGUUCAAGGCCUACUUCUCUGACGGGGUUCUGUCUGGAGAUGAGCUCAAGGAACUCUUCCACACCAUCGACACACACAACACACACAACGUGGAUACAGAUGAACUCUGUGAGUAUUUCUCUCAGCACCUGGGCGAGUAUGAGAACGUGUUGGCUGCCCUGGAGGAUCUCAACAUGUCCGUGCUGAAGGCCAUGGACAAGACAAAGAAGGACUACCAGGAGUCCACACACCUGGAUCAGUUUGUGACACGCUUCCUGCUGAAGGAGACGACCAGCCAGCUGCAGUCCCUGCAGAGCUCCCUAGAGUGCGCUAUGGAGACCACCGCCGAGCAGACACGCCAAGAGAGGCAAGGGCCAGCUACGCCAGAGGGCUUGUCUAUCCAGUGGUCUGGUCGACGCUCCAAUAGAAGGCUGCAAAGGAACAACAGCCUAUCACCCAGCAACCCCCUACUCACCAUCGUCAACUCAGGUCUUCUGGAUGAGGAGAACCAGUGGAUGAGCCAGGUCAAUCGCCUGCAGAAGCUUAUCGACCGCCUGGAGAAGAAGGAGCUGCGUCUUGAGCCUGUGGAGGAGGAAGUGAGGGAGGGCAGCACCAAAUCACAUAUCCUGAUAGUGCAGAGGCAGCUGUCUGUGAUGGAGGAGGAGCAGGAUGAGUUUCGCUUGGCCCUCAGACAGUACAUAGACUGUGCCAGCGCCCAGACCGGAUGCCUACACAUGUGUGUACAGAGGCUGGCCAAUGAGUCCCGUUUCAUCGUCUAUGAGUUUUGGGAACACACGAGCAUCUGGAAGAACCAUCUCCAGACCAACUACAGUAAAACAUUCCAGAGGGGCAAUGUGGACUUCCUGGAAACCCCCGAGCUGAUGACCACCAUGCUUGUACCAGCCUCAUGGUGGGUCCUGAACAACAACUAACCCCAGCAGUAGCGGCAGCUGUCUUCCUCUCCAGCCACCGUGUCGACCAAUCAGGUGGCUGGAUGGUGCCGAGAAGGUGUGGCCACCAACACCUCCCCCUCACCUACCAUGUUUCAGCGUUCUACUGUGUUGUCAUGGUGAUUUGUUCCGUGACCCCUGACCUCUCGUGUCAUACAGCCGUGAAGUAGCCUGUCCAAUCAUAGAUGACAUACACUAGGUGUCUCCAGCAACCUCCAACGGCAACCAGCACACUAAGGGGCAACACCACAUGAACAACGUGUGUGUGUGCAUG
Engraulis encrasicolus (European anchovy) is the source of this 1438-nucleotide messenger RNA. It is a transcript of the gene necab1, whose product is annotated as N-terminal EF-hand calcium binding protein 1. The coding region runs from base 100 to 1146 and encodes 348 amino acids. Gene Ontology annotation, cellular component: cytoplasm. NCBI's taxonomy places the organism in Eukaryota, Metazoa, Chordata, Actinopteri, Clupeiformes, Engraulidae. The record is from RefSeq and is a predicted model, not a curated record. The transcript has 13 exons. Gene Ontology annotation, biological process: regulation of amyloid precursor protein biosynthetic process. Gene Ontology annotation, molecular function: calcium ion binding.